GUGUUCGUUGCAUUUCUUUCUCUUCGCGUUUUGUAGCAGCUGGUUUGACAUCGUGCUUGUGUCCUCAGUGGAUUAUUCUUAGUAAAACCUUUGAAAAAACUAGACUAAAAUGGCUUUCGGUGAUGUUAAGACUCCAAAAGGACUGCAGGAAUUGAAUAACUUCCUGGCCGAGCACAGCUAUGUCGAAGGUUACGUUCCGUCGAAGGCCGAUCUGUCGGUGUUCGAUGCCUUGGGCAAAGCACCAGCUGGUGAUUACGUUCACAUCCAGCGAUGGUAUCGUCACAUCGCUUCGUUCAGCAGCCAGGAGCGAUCUGCAUGGGGAGGUCAAGCCUUACCUCAGGUUGCCGGUGCCAAGCCAACCGUAGCAGCACCUGCUGCUGCCGCCCCUGCCGACGAUGAUGAUGAUGAUGACGUGGAUCUGUUCGGAUCGGAAGAUGAGGAAGAAAGUGCCGAAGCCGCUAAACUGAAGGAGGAACGCCUUGCUGCUUACAACGCCAAGAAAUCGAAGAAACCUGCACUGAUUGCCAAGAGUUCCAUCAUCCUCGACGUCAAACCUUGGGACGAUGAGACCGACAUGAAAGAAAUGGAAAAGGCAGUGCGAAGUGUUGAGAUGGACGGUCUGUUGUGGGGAGCUGCCAAACUGGUUCCUGUGGGUUACGGUAUCAUGAAGUUGCAGAUUUGCUGCGUUAUUGAGGACGACAAAGUGUCCGUCGAUUUGCUGCAGGAGACCCUUCAGGAAUUCGAAGACUACGUCCAGUCGGUCGAUAUUGCCGCCUUCAAUAAGAUUUAAACGCAAAUUGGACAAUUUGUCUGAAUACUCCGAAAUCAGUUCCAUUAAAGUUGCUUUAUAUUAAGA
Messenger RNA from Toxorhynchites rutilus septentrionalis, 856 nucleotides. RefSeq names its product probable elongation factor 1-beta (gene eEF1beta). Gene Ontology annotation, biological process: translational elongation. Gene Ontology annotation, molecular function: translation elongation factor activity; guanyl-nucleotide exchange factor activity. Gene Ontology annotation, cellular component: cytosol; eukaryotic translation elongation factor 1 complex. The record is from RefSeq and is a predicted model, not a curated record. NCBI's taxonomy places the organism in Eukaryota, Metazoa, Arthropoda, Insecta, Diptera, Culicidae. The coding region runs from base 110 to 790 and encodes 226 amino acids. The transcript is spliced from 2 exons.